CUAAACAUUAAGAGACGAAAUUUAUACUGAGAGCUCCCAAUCUUUCUCUAACGAAGUUCAUCUCUCUCGUUCCCUCACCGUUUUUUUCUGCUGUGAACAUGGCCACCAUGAGACUUGAGCAACCUCACCACCACUGCCAACAGUACGUGGUCGUCAUGCGCCAUGGCGACCGCCUCGACAGCGUUGACCGAUCAUGGCCGUCCACAGCCCCCAGGCCAUGGGACCCUCCGUUGGCUGAGGUUGGUCAGGCCAGGGCGCUCGAGAUGGGCAAGCAUCUCCCCUCCCGGCUCGGGUUCCCCAUCCACCGGGUCGUUGUGUCUCCGUUCCGGAGGUGCGUCGACACCGCUCUUGGGCUGAUUGCCGGUCUCUCGGCCCCAGACGCAGAACCCAAUGUAGUGACGGGCGGCAGUGGCGUUGACCCAUCAAAAGUCAAGGUGUCUAUAGAGUAUGGAUUGGGUGAGUUGUUCAACGACAUGGCAAUCAGACAUCCUCCUCCUAGUCCCGCAGACCAUGCGGAUUGGGGGUUCAAUAUUCCUGAGAUCGAAGCCUUGAUUCCACUAGACACUUUGGAUCAUACAGUGAAGCCAGUGUUCAAUGAGCUGCCGCACUGGGGAGAGACUGAGCCAAAGGCAAGAGAUAGAUAUCUCCACACUAUUCAUUCUCUAGCUGAUAGCUACCCUUCAGAAAAUUUGCUGCUCAUCACUCACGGGGAAGCAGUGAAGGUUGCUGUCUCGACACAUUUGGAGGAUGCUGCGAGAUUCAGGAUUAGGAUGGACUACUGUGGAUACGCACAACUUAGAAGACAAGUCCUUCAAGAUGGCGACGCUUUAGAGGUCGGUGAGUUUGAGCUUCUGGGGAACCAUGGCCAAACCGGCAUCCGCUGCUUGCCGAGGAUGCCAAUGUGAUCGAUAUCCUCACGUCGAAUGUUGCGCGAUCAUAGUCCAUAUGAUGGAUGGCAAAAGAGCUUGGUUUUAAGUAUUUUGUUUUUUUCGUUCAUUCUUUCGCAUAUUAGGGUGAUUCUUUUGCGCAUUAGGACAGACUAUUACAGAGUGUGUAUCCUUUUUAUUAUUCAUCGUUGAAUGUGAUACAUUCUUUUCUCUAAUUUGUCUUUUCAAUCGGUUUAAGUUAUAAAAUCAAGCUUAUAAAACAGUUUUGAAUUA
Molecule: messenger RNA, 1160 nt
Organism: Syzygium oleosum
Lineage: Eukaryota; Viridiplantae; Streptophyta; Magnoliopsida; Myrtales; Myrtaceae
Exons: 4
Coding region: 99-905 (268 amino acids)
Source: RefSeq, a predicted model, not a curated record